AUGCCCGCAUAUCGCACUCGCGACACACGACCCCUCGCGGACGCCCUGGAGGCCCCGACGCACGCUCAUUCCCGCGCCAACUCGCCCUUCGAGCCGGACCUCAGGACCCUCACGCUCACUCCCCCGUCGCCGACGACCUCGACCUCCUCCGCCGGCGACGCGACAUACCGCCCGACGCCGCCACCGCCCGCACCCAAGCCUCGCCGCCGCCGCGGUGCAGCGGACGACAACGUCCCGCGCCCGAAGAAGGGCGACGCCUCGUACGUGAAGCGCCCGGAGAACGCGUUCAUCCUGUUCCGCCGCGCAUGCUGCGAGGAGCGCAACGCACAAGAAGCCCAGCUCGUGGGCCCCGCACCGAAGCGGCAGCGCCAGGCCGAUCUCAGCAAGGCGAUCUCUCAGCAGUGGAAGGAUCUGAGCCCUGAGGAGAGGGAGGUUUGGGAGGCCAAGGCGCGCGAGAGGAAGGCGGAGCACGCGGCGCUGCACCCGGAUUAUGUGUACAGGCCGCAGAGGACGAAGAAGGGCAAGGCGCGCCAGCAGGGCGACGACAUCACGUUCACGGUGCCCGCUCCCGCUCCCCAGUCCGUGCAGCAGGACAGCCGCACGCCCACGCCGCCGCCCGCGACGCAGACGGUCGUCAUCCCGAACCUGUUCAUGCCCACGCCCACCCAAGCGCCCGCAAACGCGCAGGCUGGAGAGAUCGAGCCGGACUGGAGCUUCCCCGCGUACGUGCCCGACGACGCGGCGCCGCAGUUCACGAAGCCCGAGGGCUGGAGGCCCGAAGUGCACACCCAGUCUUCGCCCGUGUACGAGCCCGCGUACGGCGCGCCCGCCGAGCCCGCGUUCCAGCCCGAGCCCGCGUUCGCUUACCCCGUCGACGCCAACGGGAUGUUCAACCCCGGCGCCUCCUUCUCCAUGUCGUCAUCGGGCGCCCCCUCGCCGCGCACCGGGCCCUACACGCCCAACAUGGUCUCGCGCCCGCUCGAGGGCGAGGCACCGAUGCCGCUCGACAUCCACUCCGGUGGGAACAUGUGGACGGCGGCGUCGCUGCAGAGCCAGCCGUGGGACCAGACGCCGAGCGCGUGGGCGUGGGGCGCGGGCGCGGGCGCGAUGUUCGACGAGCACUUCGAGCUGAGCAUGAUCCCGCCCGUCGCGCUCGACAUCCCCAAGUUCGAGCUCGAGCAGCAGAGCAAGUACGACUCCUCUGCCGUGGACCCCGCGCUGCUGCACACGCCCUACGUCCAGCACGAGGAGGAGCAGCAGCCGCAGUGGACGCAGGAGAACACGUGGGUGUUCGGGUACGACGCUGGCCUGGCGGCUUGA
Molecule: messenger RNA, 1320 nt
Organism: Peniophora sp. CBMAI 1063
Lineage: Eukaryota; Fungi; Basidiomycota; Agaricomycetes; Russulales; Peniophoraceae
Source: the annotation of a GenBank genome assembly